Molecule: messenger RNA, 1479 nt
Organism: Gadus chalcogrammus (walleye pollock)
Lineage: Eukaryota; Metazoa; Chordata; Actinopteri; Gadiformes; Gadidae
Gene: lman2
Product: lectin, mannose-binding 2
Exons: 8
Coding region: 46-1119 (357 amino acids)
Biological process (GO): endoplasmic reticulum organization; Golgi organization; endoplasmic reticulum to Golgi vesicle-mediated transport
Cellular component (GO): endoplasmic reticulum membrane; COPII-coated ER to Golgi transport vesicle; endoplasmic reticulum-Golgi intermediate compartment
Molecular function (GO): D-mannose binding
Source: RefSeq, a predicted model, not a curated record
GAGCUGCGGACCUCUACGGAAGAUAAUAGAGGGCGCACCGACAUCAUGGCGGUAGAAACCAGGAAAACAGUCAAGUCAGUCUGUUCGCGACAUUAUUCCAACAAAAUGACGAACUUCUCGACAUUUCUAAGGACUGCAAUGCUAUAUCUGAUACUUCGCACGUCGUUUGUGCACUGCGAUAUAACAGACGGGAAUCAAGAACACCUGAAGAGAGAACAUUCCCUCAUGAAACCUUACCACGGCGUCGGCAGCUCGUCGUCCAGCCAAUGGGAUUUCUGGGGCAGCACUUUAGUGACGAGUUCGUACGUGCGGUUGACUCCUGAUGACCGAAGCAAGCAGGGCUCCAUCUGGAACACUGUGCCGGUUCAUCUGAAGGACUGGGAGAUGCAUGUACAGUACAAGAUCCACGGGUCGGGAAAGAAGAAUCUCCAUGGUGAUGGUAUCGCCAUCUGGUAUACUAAGGAGAGACUGCACCCAGGCCCUGUGUUUGGGAACCAGGACCAUUUUGUUGGCCUGGCUAUUUUUUUGGAUACCUUCCGCAAUGACCUCCAUGGGAUGGAUCGGACCUUCCCCUACAUCUCGGCCAUGGUGAGCAACGGUAGCGUGGGCUACGACCACGGCAAAGAUGGGCGCUCUGCGGAGCUGGGAGGCUGCCCUGCUGAGAUCAGGAACAAAGACCAUGAAACCUAUCUGGCCAUUCGCUACUCCAAGGGCCGGCUCACGGUCAUGGUGGAUGUGGAGGAUAAGAACGAGUGGAAGGAGUGCAUCGACAUCGGAGGAGUCAGUCUGCCCACCGGCUAUUACUUCGGAGCGUCGGCUGCCACGGGAGACCUGUCCGACAACCACGACAUCAUCUCCAUGAAGAUGUACCAGCUGAUGGUGGAGCACACGGCCGAGGAAGAGAGCCAGGACUGGACCAAGAUCGAGCCCAGCGUCAACCUGCUCAAGUCCCCCAAAGACAACAUCGACGAUCCCACCGGAAACUUCCGAGGCACGGCUCUCACAGGCUGGAAAGUCUUCCUGCUUCUUCUGUGCUCCCUGCUGGGAAUUGUAGUCUGUGCUGUGGUGGGAGCUGUAGUUUUCCAAAAGAGACAAGAAAGAAACAAGCGAUUCUACUAAAGGAGAGCAAGGGGAAGAGUGGGGCCUUUUCAGAGAGGUUUAAUUUGUGAAUUUGAACUCUUUGCCGACAUCAGAUUCAACGCUUUUAAUGUGAUGGUCUUUUGUGAAAAUUGUACAAAUGUUUAUAUUGUUGCAGCACUGCGCUGAGAGCAGGUCAUGCUCACUUCUGGUCUGAGAGAAUGGGAGUCAGUGAGAAGCUUGAUUAGAUGAACAGAGCUGUCGGCCUCCACAUGACCGGUGACACCAUCUUUUUUUGGGUUUGCAUCUUGAUUGUUUUUUGGGUUUGGUUUCUCUUAUUGGGAUGUUGUCUGAAAGCAUAAGUCGCUGCCACUUAAUGACUCUUUUAGAUUUUUUCUUUUU